AUGGUCCCGGGACACAGGCUGGUCAUCACUAUGUCCAGGAGAUCAAGACAGCCUUGGGCCACGCUGCGGGUGCUCUUCUUCCUGGGCGUCCUCACGGGCCUGGCCUGGCCCUUGCCGCUUGGCACCAGUGCCAACGGCACACAGCUGGGCUCUCGGGGGGGCUGGAGUGCCCUGCUGUCCAGGUCCCGCGUGGGGCUGGCCGGGGAGCUGGCCAGCGUGAACUGGGAGAGUGGCUAUUUAGUGGGACUCAAGCGACAGAGGAGGCUUUACUGCAACGUGGGCAUCGGCUACCACCUGCAGGUGGCCCAGGAUGGCCGGAUCAGUGGGACCCAUGAGGAGAACCCCUACAGCCUGCUGGAGAUUUCCACAGUGGAGCGAGGCGUGGUGAGUCUCUUCGGAGAAAGCGCCCUCUUCGUGGCCAUGAGCAGUAGAGGAAGGUUGUAUAGCACGCCCAGCUUCCAAGAGGAAUGCAAGUUCCGAGAAACCCUCCUGCCCAACAACUACAACGCAUACGAGUCCGACCCACAUCAAGGGGCAUACAUCGCAUUGAGCAAAUAUGGACGCGUCAAGCGGGGAAGCAAAGUGUCAGCAGCCAUGACGGCCACUCACUUCCUCCCCAGGAUAUAA
Molecule: messenger RNA, 627 nt
Organism: Suncus etruscus (white-toothed pygmy shrew)
Lineage: Eukaryota; Metazoa; Chordata; Mammalia; Eulipotyphla; Soricidae
Gene: FGF6
Product: fibroblast growth factor 6
Biological process (GO): fibroblast growth factor receptor signaling pathway; cell differentiation; positive regulation of protein phosphorylation
Cellular component (GO): cytoplasm
Molecular function (GO): growth factor activity; fibroblast growth factor receptor binding
Source: RefSeq, a predicted model, not a curated record